Mizuhopecten yessoensis (Yesso scallop) is the source of this 2772-nucleotide messenger RNA. Its product is annotated as cytochrome P450 4F6-like. The record is from RefSeq and is a predicted model, not a curated record. The transcript is spliced from 13 exons. Lineage: Eukaryota; Metazoa; Mollusca; Bivalvia; Pectinida; Pectinidae. Gene Ontology annotation, molecular function: heme binding; monooxygenase activity; iron ion binding. The coding region runs from base 153 to 1655 and encodes 500 amino acids.
GCAAUUACCGUGUGUAGGAACUGAACUAUUUAAGGAUCUGGAUAAAACUUAGUAUACGCUUCCAAACAAUUAACUCCAAAGUCCAUGUACAUAUGAAACGGACAAGAGGCCCACGCUGACCCUGUAGCAGGCGGUUAACAGAUCAUUUCAUCAUGGACUUCUCCGUUCUAAUACUUGGUACUGUAUUUUUCAUCCUCUUGCUGUGGAAGGGCAGUGCCAUAGUCAGAACACAUAGAGUAAACAGUGCCUUAUUUUCAUCUGGGAACUUUUUGUCAAUUGGAAAGCGUCAUCCAAUCUGGGGACAUCUUCACUUGAUGCCAGAUUUUAUAGACUACAUCCGCCUUGUGAACAAUGGUAUCAAAGAGACCGGAAAGAGGGUUUCCGGUAUGUGGAUAAUGUUUUUCUACCCUGUAUUUUCCUUGUGUCAUCCCGAGACUGCCAAGGUCGUUCUGAAGACAGCCGAACCUAAACCCGUGCAGACAGGCGGUGGCUAUUUUGCGUUUAUACCAUGGUUAGGAAAUGGUUUGCUGUUGAACUCAGGAAAACAAUGGGAGAGAAAUAGACGUCUUCUAAACCCGGCCUUCCAUAUCGAUGUUCUGAAAACAUAUGUUGCCACUUUCAACAAAGUUUUCGAUACCUUUUUGACAAACCUGGAGAAGGCUGCGUCCGGGGGUAAAGGUGUGGAGCUCAGUGAUCCGGCGGGGAAGGCCGCUCUGGACACAGUGCUGAGAUGCGCAUUCUCAUUUGAUGAAAAUAUACAAACCGAAGGUUCAACUCAUCCGUACGUGACAGCUGUCAGGAAUAUCACCACUCUAGCAGGUGCGCGAAUGCUGAAACCAUGGCUGUAUCCAGAAGUAUUUUUUCGACUCUCCGCUGACGGAAAGAAAUUCUUUCAGCAUGUAAAAUAUGUACAUGACUUUGAUGAAAUGGUCAUCUCAGAACGAAGAAAAGCCUUGGCGGCUGAGGAUUCCUUGGUAACUAAGCGCCGACCAGACUUCCUGGACAUUCUGCUGACCGCCAGAGAUGAGCAGGGCGAGGGGCUGACCGACCGUGAGGUCAGGGACGAGGUCGAUACCUUCCUGUUUGGCGGUCAUGAUACCACAGCGGCCGCUAUCAGCUGGACGUUGUAUUUGUGUUCCAAAUAUCCGGAUGAACAAGAGAAAGUCUUCGAUGAAGUACAGAAGGUGAUCGGCGACAAGUCAAAUGUGGAAUGGUCUGAUAUCCAAGAAAUGACAAGGCUGUCACUGUUUCUGAAGGAGUCGAUGAGAAUACACGCCCCUGUCGGUGUGAUUGCUAGAAUAACUACAAUGGAGCAUACGAUAGAUGGAAUGACACUUCCUGCAAAUAGUGAGGUUAACAUUCUUAUAGAGUCCAUCAACCAUCGCGAGGACAUCUGGACAGAUCCUGAGACAUUUCGACCGGACAGGUUUUCCGAAGAUUCAGACAGAAAUCCUUUUAGUUUUGUACCGUUUUCAGCCGGGCCAAGAAAUUGCAUAGGACAAAACUUUGCACUGAAUGAAAUAAAGGUGGCCAUUGCACAGAUUAUCAAACGAUUUAAGAUCUUGCCUGAUCUAGAUCAUGAGACCGUCCCACAACCGGGAGCCGUUCUCCGGUCCAAAAGUGGCGUAUGGGUGAAACUGGAGCAACGGAAAUAAUAUCAAGUGUGGAUUAAAUCAGUUAUUUGGCAGAUAUCUUAUGAUAUCGAUAUUUGUAUAAUUGGCAGUGAUUUCACAGCAAUUGCGGUUUAAAGUUGAUACUUGUGGACACAAAGUAAUUAAACCUAGGUUAUAAUGCAUGUAACAUUAUAUUUGAAUAGCACCACAAUAAGUCAAAACGUGUUAUAUAUAACGUCACAGUAAUUGUUCCCGUGUUGCCGUAUUUCUAUUUGUUUCGGAAGGAUGAACGUACAUGUCAUUGCAUCUAUAAACUUGUGAAUAUAUCCAGCUUGCUAAAAACAUAUCGUACUACACCAUGAAGCUGUUUCAUCCUUCAAUGACUUAUCGGUGAAGUUAAAGGCCAAAAUGUGGAAACACACUUUCGACAUGGACUUUCAUUCGUUUGACUUUUACUAUUAUUAAUGAGUCCUUAAUAGAGGAAAUGACUACGUGAAGCAUUUCAUCAUCUUCACCAUUAAUACGGAACAAAUCUAUGUUUUUCUGAUUAGAAAUUGAGAGACUGAGUUCAAAAGAUAUUCGUAUCUGUAAAGAAUCUUUUGUGUUGUGUUUGCAUUUCUAAAUCAAUGUAUCCAGUGCGUUCUAUUUUGCUCAAAAUAAUGUAAUUUCGUCAUCAGCGUCGUUACUAAUUUUUUUACUAACUAAAACCAUGACGCCCAUGAAACGUAUACAUGAUGCUGGUGUUGUCCUUUGGUAUUUAGAGGUGGUCAUAUGAUACAUAUUUUACAUUAUUGUGGCGUACAAUGUUGUUUAGAAUUUUAAUAUAAUUAGGAAUAAGGCAAAUCGAAUUAACUUCAGACAAGUACAUGCAUAUGAUAAAUGAAGUAACUUAGCAUCUUGCAUAAGAUCAAUCAAUUUAGAUAUGAACGCGUUCAAGUAUAUACAUUUGUAUAUGUUCAUGAAAGCAUAGUGGUACAUUUGUUCACAAUUUUUAUAUAUACUUAGGAUACUUUUCGACUCCAGUUCAUCUUCGCUGCCUGUGAAACCCGUUUUUAAUCAAGUACCAUAAUGAUACAUGUAGGUGUUGUCGAAAUAAUUUACAAAAUUAUAAAAGUAUGCCAUAAAAUCAAACACAAUAGGAUGUUGAUGUUAUAAUAAA